Coregonus sp. 'balchen' is the source of this 44518-nucleotide messenger RNA. The record is from the annotation of a GenBank genome assembly. NCBI's taxonomy places the organism in Eukaryota, Metazoa, Chordata, Actinopteri, Salmoniformes, Salmonidae.
AUGGCUUUGGGAGUCUUCCAGACUGGCUGGAUGAGGCUUCUCUCACUUAUCCUGCAAGGUAAAACUGACAUCAUAUUCAUCAUUAUCAUACGGAACACACUUUUAUCAUGGUAUGUGAAUAGACAUACAAAGUAUUGUAUUGUAAAUCAUAUUCAUUCAUUUCUUGAAUCCCAGGCUGCUGUGUGGGUGUCCUCUGUAGUGACUGGGCUGUGCGUGUCCCCUCCACUCCCCUGUGUGCCGUGGCCGGCUCGUCUGUGGUCCUCCCCUGCUUCUACGACUACCCUCAGCCCUACAGGGUGCUGUUUGAGAUGUGGUGCCGGGACCAGAGCCGCUGCAUCACCCCCAGGUAUGUGUACCAUAGCCAGGGUAUCUUCCCUGAGCCAGCCUCCCAGGGCAGGGUGGAGUACCUGGGGAAGGAAGGAACCAGGAACUGCUCCCUGAGGAUCUCUGAUCUGAGGAAGUCUGAUAGCGGGACAUACAGUGGGGAAAAAAAGUAUUUAGUCAGCCACCAAUUGUGCAAGUUCUCCCACUUAAAAAGAUGAGAGAGGCCUGUAAUUUUCAUCAUAGGUACACGUCAACUAUGACAGGCAAAAUGAUUUUUUUUUCUCCAGAAAAUCACAUUGUAGGAAUUUUUAUGAAUUUAUUAGCAAAUUAUGGUGGAAAAUAAGUUUUUGGUCAAUAACAAAAGUUUCUCAAUACUUUGUUAUAUACCCUUUGUUGACAAUGACACAGGUCAAACGUUUUCUGUAAGUCUUCACAAGGUUUUCACACACUGUUGCUGGUAUUUUGGCCCAUUCCUCCAUGCAGAUCUCCUCUAGAGCAGUGAUGUUUUGGGGCUGUCGCUGGGCAACACGGACUUUCAACUUCCUCCAAAGAUUUUCUAUGGGGUUGAGAUCUGGAGACUGGCUAGGCCACUCCAGGACCUUGAAAUGCUUCUUACGAAGCCACUCCUUCAUUGCCCGGGCGGUGUGUUUGGGAUCAUUGUCAUGCUGAAAGACCCAGCCACGUUUCAUCUUCAAUGCCCUUGCUGAUGGAAGGAGGUUUUCACUCAAAAUCUCACGAUACAUGGCCCCAUUCAUUCUUUCCUUUACACGGAUCAGUCGUCCUGGUCCCUUUGCAGAAAAACAGCCCCAAAGCAUGAUGUUUCCACCCCCAUGCUUCACAGUAGGUAUGGUGUUCUUUGGAUGCAACUCAGCAUUCUUUGUCCUCCAAACACGACGAGUUGAGUUUUUACCAAAAAGUUAUAUUUUGGUUUCAUCUGACCAUAUGACAUUCUCCCAAUCCUCUUCUGGAUCAUCCAAAUGCACUCUAGCAAACUUCAGACGGGCCUGGACAUGUACUGGCUUAAGCAGGGGGACACAUCUGGCACUGCAGGAUUUGAGUCCCUGGCGGCGUAGUGUGUUACUGAUGGUAGGCUUUGCUACUUUGGUCCCAGCUCUCUGCAGGUCAUUCACUAGGUCCCCCCGUGUGGUUCUGGGAUUUUUGCUCACCGUUCUUGUGAUCAUUUUGACCCCAUGGGGUGAGAUCUUGCCUGGAGCCCCAGAUCGAGGGAGAUUAUCAGUGGUCUUGUAUGUCUUCCAUUUCCUAAUAAUUGCUCCCACAGUUGAUUUCUUCAAACCAAGCUGCUUACCUAUUGCAGAUUCAGUCUUCCCAGCCUGGUGCAGGUCUACAAUUUUGUUUCUGGUGUCCUUUGACAGCUCUUUGGUCUUGGCCAUAGUGGAGUUUGGAGUGUGACUGUUUGAGGUUGUGGACAGGUGUCUUUUAUACUGAUAACAAGUUCAAACAGGUGCCAUUAAUACAGGUAACGAGUGGAGGACAGAGGAGUCUCUUAAAGAAGAAGUUACAGGUCUGUGAGAGCCAGAAAUCUUGCUUGUUUGUAGGUGACCAAAUACUUAUUUUCCACCAUAAUUUACAAAUAAAUUCAUUAAAAAUCCUACAAUGUGAUUUUCAGGAUUUUUUUCUUCUCAAUUUGUCUGUCAUAGUUGACGUGUACCUAUGAUGAAAAUUACAGGCCUCUCUCAUCUUUUUAAGUGGGAGAACUUGCACAAUUGGUGGCUGACUAAAUACUUUUUCCCCCCACUGUAUGUAUUCUACUUUAUCACCAACCACCCAGUGGAGAAGCCUCCUGGACAGCCUGGAGUAACCCUGCUAGUGUCUGGUAAGACCACAGUGCUUUUUUGACAUAUAUUUUGUGUAAAUGUUCUUGUGUAAAUAUGUCUUGUGGUCAGUGAUUAUAUGUAGAUAGCAACUGAGCAGUGGCGAUUUAAUAAAGCCGCAUUGAGUUAAUAAAGCCGCAUACAUACAGUUGAAGUCGGAAGUUUACAUACACUUAGGUUGGAGUCAUUAAAACUCGUUUUUCAACCACUCCACAAAUGUCUUGUUAACAAACUAUAGUUUUGGCAAGUCGGUUAGGACAUCUACUUUGUGCAUGACACAAGUAAUUUUUCCAACAACUGUUUACAGACAGAUUAUUUCACUUAUAAUUCACUGUAUCACAAUUCCAGUGGGUCAGAAGUUUACAUACACUAAGUUGACUGUGCCUAUAAAAAGCUUGGAAAAUUCCAGAAAAUGAUAUCAUGGCUUUAGAAGCUUCUGAUAGGCUAAUUGACAUCAUUUGGGUCAAUUGGAGGUGUUCCUGUGGACGUAUUUCAAGGCCUACCUUCAAACUCAGUGCCUCUUUGCUUGACAUGAGAAAAUCUAAAGAAAUCAGCCAAGACCUCAGAAAGAAAAUUGUAGACCUCAACAAGUCUGGUUCAUCCUUGGGAGCAAUUUCCAAAUGCCUGAAGGUACCACGUUCAUCUGUACAAACAAUAGUACGCAACUAUAAACACCAUGGGACCACGCAGACGUCAUACCGCUCAGGAUGGAGACGCAUUCUGUGUCCGAGAAAUGAACGUACUUUGGUGCGAAAAGUGCAAAUCAAUCCCAGAACAACAGCAAAGGACCUUGUGAAGAUGCUGGAGGAAAUAGGUACAAAAGUAUCUAUAUCCACAGUAAAACGAGUCCUAUAUCGACAUAACCUGAAAGGCCGCUCAGCAAGGAAGAUAAAUAAAAGCCAGACUACGAUUUGCAACUGCACAUGGGGACAAAGAUCGUACUUUUUGGAGAAAUGUCCUCUGGUCUGAUGAAACAAAAAUAGAACUGUUUGGCCAUAAUGACCAUCGUUAUGUUUGGAGGAAAAACGGGGGGGGGUGGGGGCCGAAGAACACCAUCCCAACCGUGAAGCACGGGGGUGGCAGCAUCAUGCUGUGGGGGUGCUUUGCUGCAGGAGGGACUGGUGCACUUCACAAAAUAGAUGACAUCAUGAGGAAGGAAAAUUAUGUGGAUAUAUUGAAGCAACAUCUCAAGACAUCAGUCAGGAAAUUAAAGCUUGGUCGCAAAUGGGUCUUCCAAAUCGACAAUGACCCCAAGCAUAAUUCCAAAGUUGUGGCAAAAUGGCUUAAGGACAACAAAGUCAAGGUAUUGGAGUGGCCAUCACAAAGCCCUGACCUCAAUCCUAUACAACAUUUGUGGGCAGAACUGAAAAAGUGUGUGCGAGCAAGGAGGCCUACAAACCUGACUCAGUUACACCAGCUCUGUCAGGAGGAAUGGGCCAAAAUUCACCCAACUUAUUGUGGGAAGCUUGUGUAAGGCUACCCAAAAUGUUUGACCCAAGAUAAACAAUUUAAAGGCAAUGCUACCAAAUACUAAUUGAGUGUAUGUAAACUUCUGACCCACUGGGAAUGUGAUGAAAGAAAUAAAAGCUGAAAUAAAUAAUUCUCUCUACUAUUAUUAUGACAUUUCACAUUCUUAAAAUAAAGUGGUGAUCCUAACUGACCUAAGACAGGGAAUUUGUACUAGGAUUAAAUGUCAGGAAUUAUGAAAAAACUGAGUUUAAAUGUAUUUGGCUAAGGUGUAUGUAAACUUCCAACUUCAACUGUACAUGGUCUCUUUUUUGCUUUCUUGAGUAAUGCAGCUCCAAAAUGCAGGUGUUUCAGCCUAGCUCAGUACUUUCUGUGGUGGUGGGGCAGACAGCGGAAAAUACAGUGCGUAGGGGUUGGUAAUGUUCUCUAGUUGUGCCGUGAUUGCCUCAGUGUUUUGUCACCCAUGGUGAAACUACAUCACAGCAAAUCUACAGGGGAGAGCUCGAAAAUUCAAGCCCCUUAAAUUUACAUUAGAAGUGCCCAUCCAAGAAGGCUCAAGUUCAUUGGCUACAGAUAAAAUGAUGUCAAAUAAAAAAUGUUCUAUGGAAGCUUUGAUUGGACUGAUCAUGUCAACAUCAUACUUUCAAAAUCUUAGCUAGCAAGCUAGAUAAGCAGUCAUCGUCAUGAAUCAAGUCGACAAUCUACUGGCAAGUCCUUUUCAAAAUGAAGAGAAAUUAUAUAUAAAACGUACCGGUGCUCAUCGGCCAUUGGACAUAAACAUAACAAGUUGGAAAUUGCAAAUUCAACAAUGAGUGGUUUGGAAGGAAUUAGUGGCUAACUGUAAGCAUUGCAAAGCAAUCACUAGCCUGCUAUUCAGUGGAGAGGGUGUAUGGUUCAAGUCUGAGUUUAAAGGUCUCUUUUCCAAGCUUAAAAGGAUAAACAUUCACAUGGAACACCAUGGGCCAGAAAAGGUUGAAUACAUUGGCCAUGCUGUCAAUCCAGCAUGACUUCUGCCGCGUUCAAAACAACUGGAAACUCGGAACUGGGAAAUCUCAGACUUCAGUGAGUUCAAGACAACUGGGAACUCUGAAAAAAACGAGCUCCGACUGGGAAAAUACGCUUUCAACGGUCAUCCAACUCGGAAAUCCAAGUCGGGAACUCGGGCCUCUUUCUAGAGCUCCAACCUGAAGAUCACUGACGUCAUGAUUCGACACUUUUUUCAAAGUGUAUGUUGUGUAGUAAGCUGUUAGUAGCCCAUGUUCCUCACCCUAAUAAUUUGGUCCCUUUCCCCCACAUAACUUAGCCUACUGUUCUGAUUUGGUGGUGCACAUGUAGCAUAUAGCAUAUUUUAGAGAAAUGUCAUCAUCAAAUAUUGUAAGAGCUUUCAUUGUCUGCUUAUAUGCCCCCUUUAUUUAUCCUACAGUUCUGACUUGGUGUACAGGGAGAAUACUGUCAGAAUGGCCCAUGUUCUGAAUUCUGUUACUGUACAUUUCAAAAGUGCUGAACAAAUAGUUAUAUUGACUACGUCCAUCUUAGCUCGCUCAUUAAUGUCUUAAUCGAAAUUACGGAUUGCCUCUUAUCCACUCAUCGUUCACUUAUGCCAUAGUUUGUAGAUCUCAAAUGUCAGUAGAAACCACAUUUGUUUAAGCAAGUCAGCCAUAUCAGCUAUGUUUUUUAAAAAGGCAGUAAAUUAGGCUGAAUGAGCUGUUUCGCUGCCAAACAACGGCUCCGCUGAUAGCCAGGUGUAGCGGUGGUAAGGAUUCACUCCAUGGUGCUGAAAAUAAAUCUCUGCUGUUGGGACAGCUUUAUGUAGGCCCUAACAGUUUGUGGGCACCGUUUGUCAUCGUUAUAGUGCAAUUAAUGUAUUGUUUAGUGUUGUGUUGUGUAGUGCAUAAAAAAAAGAGGUUGCCCUCUGUAGCUCAGUUGGUAGAGCAUGGCGUUUGCAACGCCAGGGUUGUGGGUUCGAUUCCCACGAGGGGCCAGUAUGAAAAUGUAUGCACUCACUAACUGUAAGUCGCUCUGGAUAAGAGCGUCUGCUAAAUGACGUAAAUGUAAAAUGUUGAGUUUUCCCCACCAAGAUUUACAUGCUAAAAUCACCACUGCAACUGACAUACUAUAUGAUAAAGGAGGGAUGCUGUAACUGCAUUGUUAUAUGUUCAAAACACAAACAUUUAAUAUCAGCAUUCGAGGUUGUUUCCUGUACAUACAUUUAGUGUGUAACUAUUUGACUCAUGAGAAUAGGAGAGCUGUUAAAGAUGUGGUCAGCUUCCAGCUUGUCUGCACAGAGAUCAGGUCUGACCACAAGCCUCAGAGGUUGGACUGAAAUUGAUGUCACCGUAAUUUCUGAGUCACUCUGAGGAGAGGAGCCAUUGCUUCCUCUUUUCAGUAUGAUUACAUGAUUCAGAGAGUCUCAUAGUGUUCUUACACUUCCUCUGGAAGUUUGUCAAUGUCUCAAUAUUUACUCAUUUUCUCAUUUACUUACUGAAAGUCUCUCGGAGUAAUAGUGACAGUGCUAUUGAUAUCUGUAUGUACAGUACCAGCUGUUGACAACAACAGUGAGAGUUCUUUUGUAACUAAGAGGUUAUUACACUUUAAAACCUGAUGGUAUGGUGGCAUGUCCUACGACCACAACGACUGUAUGCAAAAAUUGCGAAAUUAUAGCAGAAAGUCACAUGGUCUUGACUGUCAGCUUGGAAUUGUUUAUUUGGGUGACCACCCGCCCCCAAUACCCAGACAACCAUCACUACAAACACAGCAACAACAUAUGGAUAUACGCUUCAGUGUAUUUACAUUUAAAACAGGAUAAGAGAAAUAGUCUGAUGAUAAAAAGGCUUGUGUCUCUCUGAUCUGUGUGCCCUUCGCCUGUUAUCUGUCUGGUAUGUCUUAUUGCUUACACAUCUCUUGUCUACUUUCAGAUCAUUCCAGUGAAGUAGCAGUGUCCCUCAGUCCCUCUGGUGAUGUUGUUGAGGGCAGCUCAGUGACGUUAUUCUGCUGUAGUACUGCCCACCCUCCAGUGGAGAGCUACACCUGGUACAAGACUGGAGGCUACACGGCUGGUGAUAAGGGACAGACGAUGACCAUCACCAACAUCAGCGCAACAGACAGUGGAAACUACUACUGUGAGGCCCUGACCACCAAUAGACCGCUCCACUCCUCAGCGUUGUCUAUUCAUGUCCAGUGUAAGUACUUUAAAAUCCCAAUCACAGAGACAAUGAAUGAAUCAGUAACACUGUUUGUCAUGAGUUUUUUGGGAUCCACUUAGACAGGGAAGUAUGUACCAGACAUCUCUCAUUGUUACCCAAAUAUAGGAAACCAUACUGUAAAAGUAGCUUCUUUCUUCUUUUUUUUUCUUCUUUUUUUGUUUGUUUUACCUUUCUCUGCCUUCAGAUGCUCCAAAGCACACAUCAGUGUCAGUCAAUCCUUUUGGGGAGGUAGUGAUGGGCAGCUCUGUGACUCUGACCUGCAGCAGUGAUGCCAACCCUGCAGUAGAGCGUUACACCUGGCUUCAGAGGACAAAAUCCCAAGCUUCACUGAGAGGGUCAGGGCAGAGUUACAGCAUCACUAACAUCAGCUAUGAGGACAGUGGGAAGUACUGCUGUGUAGCGGUGAACAAGCAUAGAUCACAGAGCUCUACUGUUACCAUGACUGUGGGGAAAAGUAGGUGCAAGGGGAUGCAUUGAAAAUAUACAGUAUGUUUCCUGUUCUAGUCUAGUCUGUAAUAUAACAUCAAGAUUAUGCCACCUGUUAUUGUAAAUUUGCCAUUGAAACAAAUGACAGUAUGUACACCAGUGUGAAGCUAUCCCUGGCCUAUAGAGCUCACAGUAGUUUCUUCUCUGCAGUAAAUGGUCUGUCCCCCAUACUGUGGGGGUUGGUGACAGUGGGGAUCCCCAUCACUCUGACACUGAUCAUCAUUAUAACAGUGGUUUGCAUUAGGAGGUGAGUGAAAAAGUUACAAUACGUUUAAGAGUAAAUAUUACAGUGAUGUGAUCUGUAAUCUCUUUAGGUAUUGGUUUGUGCUGUAUAUAAUUAUUCUACAACUCCUUUACCCUUGAGAGUUUACUUUUCAUUUGAUAUUUACAGUAUAACUUUAUAUUGUCUAUUAAAUGUUUUGUAGUCUUCCAUCUGAUAAGUUUAGUGGAGUAAUAGCAGAAAACAUUAUAUCAACCAAAACAGAGAAUCUCCACUAGAAAACAAAGUCAAUAUACCAAGUUUAUGAAACGAUAAGGUCUGAUCUAUAACAACUUUCCCCUAUAGGAAAACUCUCCCGGCAUCAAGUCAACCAGGUUACAGUCUUACAGAGACCACCAUCCAGCAGCCGUUACCAUAAUAUUACAUCAAGGAUGACCAUAACAAAUGAGACACUUAAAUUAGCAGGAACUGAAAAGGAACUGAAUUAACUCUGCUGGGAGAUGUUGUACCCAGUUUACUGCCACACAGUAGCACUGUUGUGUAGCUGUAUCCAGCCCUAAAUCCCAUUUUCUUUAAAAAACAUGUACAGUAAUAUCUGUAGCAUGUACUGUACACCACAUUUCAUCUCUCUACUGUAGAAAAUAAGACAUUUUACUGUAAUAGGCCUACUGUAAUUUACUUCCUUUAUGAUGGAGAGUUGUUGAGUAUUGGAUGACCAAAAGUGAAACGACAACUAGAGAUUAGUUUCCAUAUAUGUAAAUAUAUAAAUUGAAUUACAAUUACAUAAAAGUUUAUCAUAACAAAUCCAUGUAAUAAUCAAGAUACUGUAUGUAUAACACAAAAAUGGCAUAUGUCACUACGCCACCCCAGGUUGAGUUUUGCCCAUCAUAUAUUAUACACAGGUUCUUCAAGUUUGGGUUGAGUGUCAAAAUAAAGAAGUCAACAACAGGUUGCAAGGUCAAUUUCUUUUUAAAUCCUCCACUAGUGAAUACAAACUGAAUUACUGAGACUCUCUCAGCCUGGUCAAAAAGGAGGUCAUAACAGUACAUAAUUAAUAAAACAAACAAACUAAACAACCAAAAAUACAGGUUCUGGUGCAGCCGAGGGAAGAUCUAACAAAACAUUAAUUCAACUUCCAUUCAAGAUAAAUCAACAAUAUUCUCUCAAAUUUAGUCAGAUAGUUACAAACUAAACCAGCCACAUGGCCACUUCCCUCUUACCAGCACCUUCCCCCGGGCGGCCACACCUCAAACCAAAAAAGAAACAGUCAUCCAAUGAAAUUACAGGAGCAAUCAUUCAAUUAGAAAGAUAGAAACAUGCACAAGCAACGGAAACUCAUCGUCACACCUGAGACACAUACAUUACAAGUACAGUACAGUACAAGACAUAUACAGAGGGGAGAACAAGUAUUUGAUACACUGCCGAUUUUGCAGGUUUUCCUAGUUACAUAGCAUGUAGAGGUCUGUAAUUUUUAUCAUAUAUACACUUCAACUGUGAGAGACGGAAUCUAAAUCCAGAAAAUCACAUUGUAUGAUUUUUAAGUAAUUCAUUUGCAUUUUAUUGCAUGACAUAAGUAUUUGAUACAUCAGAAAAGCAGAACUUAAUAUUUGGUACAGAAACCUUUGUUUGCAAUUACAGAGAUCAUACGUUUCCUGUAGGUCUUGACCAGGUUUGCACACACUGCAGAAGGGAUUUUGGCCCACUCCUCCAUACAGACCUUCUCCAGAUCCUUCAGGUUUCGGGGCUGUUGCUGGGCAAUACGGACUUUCAGCUCCCUCCAAAGAUUUUCUAUUGGGUUCAGGUCUGGAGACUGGCUAGGCCACUCCAGGACCUUGAGAUGCUUCUUACGGAGCCACUCCUUAGUUGCCCUGGCUGUGUGUUUCGGGUCGUUGUCAUGCUGGAAGACCCAGCCAUGACCCAUCUUCAAUGCUCUUACUGAGGGAAGGAGGUUGUUGGCCAAGAUCUCGCGAUACAUGGCCCCAUCCAUCCUCCCCUCAAUACGGUGCAGUCGUCCUGUCCCCUUUGCAGAAAAGCAUCCCCAAAGAAUGAUGUUUCCACCUCCAUGCUUCUCGGUUGGGAUGGUGUUCUUGGGGUUGUACUCAUCCUUCUUCUUCCUCCAAACACGGCGAGUGGAGUUUAGACCAAAAAGCUCUAUUUUUGUCUCAUCAGACCACAUGACCUUCUCCCAUUCCUCCUCUGGAUCAUCCAGAUGGUCAUUGGCAAACUUCAGACGGGCCUGGACAUGCGCUGGCUUGAGCAGGGGGACCUUGCGUGCGCUGCAGAAUUGUAAUCCAUGACGGCGUAGUGUGUUACUAAUGGUUUUCUUUGAGACUGUGGUCUCAGCUCUCUUCAGGUCAUUGACCAGGUCCUGCCGUGUAGUUCUGGGCUGAUCCCUCACCUUCCUCAUGAUCAUUGAUGCCCCACGAGGAGAGAUCUUGCAUGGAGCCCCAGACCGAGGUUGAUUGACCGUCAUCUUGAACUUCUUCCAUUUUCUAAUAAUUGCGCCAACAGUUGUUGCCUUCUCACCAAGCUGCUUGCCUAUUGUCCUGUAGCCCAUCCCAGCCUUGUGCAGGUCUACAAUUUUAUCCCUGAUGUCCUUACACAGCUCUCUGGUCUUGGCCAUUGUGGAGAGGUUGGAGUGUUUGAUUGAGUGUGUGGACAGGUGUCUUUUAUACAGGUAACGAGUUCAAACAGGUGCAGUUAAUACAGGUAAUGAGUGGAGAACAGGAGGGCUUCUUAAAGAAAAACUAACAGGUCUGUGAGAGCCGGAAUUCUUACUGGUUGGUAGGUGAUCAAAUACUUAUGUCAUGCAAUAAAAUGCAAAUUAAUUACUUAAAAAUCAUACAAUGUGAUUUUCUGGAUUUUUGUUUUAGAUUCCGUCUCUCACAGUUGAAGUGUACCUAUGAUAAAAAUUACAGAAAAUUACAGGAAAACCUGCAAAAUCGGCAGUGUAUCAAAUACUUGUUCUCCCCACUGUACAUCUAUUACCAUAACUACUUAUUAAUUGCAUACUUUACAUAUCUUAACUUGCAUUCCAAUGCAGCUUAGUUUAUUCAAUAUUAUGAAAGGAUAUGUUCAUGCUUCAGGUUUGGCAACAGUGGAGUAGAUAACAGAAUGGUCCACCUCUAAACUUUCUUCUGGCCUGCAAAAAGCAAAUAGAGUUGUUGCAUGAGCAUAUUAAACAUUUCAUAUAAACUGACUUCCAGAAAGAGGUUAUAUGGAAAAGGACAGAACUGAUAGUGAGUGCACUCCUACCUGGCAGUAGGACUGGGAAGGGGGAACUGGAUGCUGGCGUACUGGAGGUUGUCUGUCACGUUGGCCUGUCUGGCUUUCACCGUGGAGUAUAUAACAUCAUCCUCUCCAUGGGGUCUGGAGAAUAGGGCUCUGUCGAUGGAGCUGUGGAACUGCUGGAAGUCAAAGGUAGCGUAAUGAGGGUCUGGAGGGUUCUGCGGAGGUGGUGGCUGGACCACAGAGUACAGAGAACUGUCUUGGUGGUGGGUGUGAGAGGGAGGCAGUUGAACAUUGGCAUAGAGGGCAUGUUCCUUUUCCUCCGUUCUAGUUUCCUGUGUUGCUGGCUCGUUACUGGUCCUUCUACUGGAUAAGACUGUGUUUUGAUCAUCCUGAAAUAUGGAAUCAGUCAAAAACAAUACAAAAUGUUUGCUAUAUUGACUACUCACCUUAUUUUAAUCUGUUAGUUAAACUAAAUAUCUUGUUACUGGGGAGGAAUAGAAGCUUGCGCUUGAACGUUGUUCAAAUACCAUGAACACUUACUGCGUUCAAACCUUCAGAGAACACUAUUGCAUUGACAUGCUAUUGGUAUUGUGAAUUAGAGUGCUGUGUUCUACUCACCAAAAGUAUGAUCACCAUGAAAACUGUGGCCGCGGAACCAAUGUAAACUAGCAUUUGGACAGUAUUUGUAGCUGAAAAAGUCACAGGGUACAUGAACAAAAUACAUUCAAGCUAAACUAAUUCCCAUUUAGAACAUAUUGAUUCAGGAGAACAGGACAUUUCCCUCCACAAUCACCAUGAUUGGCACCCUGUAUGGUCAGAGGCACCACAGUAGAGUUGUGAGGCCCUUCUCUGUUCCUGGCCUCACAGAUGUACUGUCCACUGUCAGGUGAGAUUAGAGAGGUCAAUCUCAAUACUUCUCCUGACCCUGUCUGUGAGGUGUCUGCUCCAUCCUUCUUAAACCAGGUGUAGUUCUCCACUGCUGGGUUGGCGUGGCUGCUGCAGGUCAGAUUCACAGAGCUUCCCUCUAACAAUGGACCAGAGGGACUGACUGACACCAAGGUGUUCCUUGUGGCAUCUAAAGCAAGCAGAAAGGUGAUAACUGCUCCAUAUUAAGUAAUGAUUAAUAAACAGUCCUGGGCCCGGUUUCCUGAUAGUGAUGGAAUUUAAGCUUAAGAGUGUUUUAAUUAUGCAUCUUUCCUACAACGGCCAAAAAUAUAUCAUUAGUUUCCCAAAACACCAUGCAGAGAGAACAUUUGCUAAGUGAGUUGUUGAGGAAUGUGUCGAUACUGAUAGGAUUGAAAGAAAGGCAACACUGUCCUCGGAUCAGCUUUCUCCAUUAAAAUCUUACCUUAACAUUAGAAUUAUUCAACAAUACUGACGAAGGAUCAGCUACUAGAAAGACAUUACCUACGGCUGCAAAUAUUGAGGCGGCUUAUUCUAAUGCUUACCCUAUAAUAAUACAGUAAAUCAAGAUUUGGCACAUAAUUGUGCACGUUACACAUAAUAAAAUAUAUUGAGGCAAAAAUGACAGACAGUAGCCUACAAUUAGCAAGAUAGAACUCAAUUCAAUGAUCAUGAAAUUGAUUUCUAUAUUCUUGAAUUAUAUAGGCCUACAGUGCCUUCGGAAAGUAUUCAGACCCCUUGACUUUUUUUUAAAAAUAUUUUAAACAGAAAUAUCUUAUUUACAUACAGUACCAGUCAAAAGUUUGGACACACCUACUCAUUCCAGGGUUUUCUUAUUUUUUUAAACUAUUUUUUACAUUGUAGAAUAAUAGUGAAGACAUCAAUACUAUGAAAUAACACAAAUGGAAUCAUGUAGUAAAAAACUGUUAAACAAAUCAACAUAUAUUUUAUAUUUCAGAUUCUUCAAAUAGCCACCCUUUGCCUUGAUGACAGCUUUGCACACUCUUGGCAUUCUCUCAACCAGCUUCAUGAGGUAGUCACCUGGAAUGCAUUUCAAUUAACUGGUGUGCCUUCUUAAAAGUUAAUUUGUGGAAUUUCUUUCCUUCUUAAUACUUUUGAGCCAAUCAGUUGUGCUGUGACAAGGUAGGGGGUAUACAGAAGAUAGCCCUAUUUGGUAAAAUACCAAGUCCAUGUUAUGGCAAGAACAGCUCAAAUAAGCAAAGAAAAACGAAAGUCCAUCAUUACUUUAAGACAUGAAGGUCAGUCAAUCCGGAACAUUUCAAGAACUUUGUGCAGUUGCAAUAACCAUCAAACACUAUGAUGAAACUGGCUCUCAUGAGGACCGCCACAGGAAUGGAAGACCCAGAGUUACCUCUGCUGCAGAGGAUAAGUUCAUUAGAGUUCUAUAUCGUGGAGCUCCGCCCCAUAGGGGAGCUAUGCACCUAUUGGUUUACUCCGCUGCCUAGGCAGUGAACAGCCUGAGACAAAAUUAUGCACACACCUGCAGCCAAUAGGAGUACAGGUGUCCCUAUAAGAGGUGACGCUUCCCCUCAAUCAGCCUCCCAUUAUCUUCAGCGACUGGACUAGACUGAAGAGCCUAGGAAGAGAUGAAGACUCAGGACGAAGAUAACGGCGUCGAUUUCCAGCUCUCGACGUCGUCCUAGAAUGAGCACACUGGGAAGUUUUCCACCCCCAAAAGCUUUUUUCAGAGCUCCUCCAUGGCGGCUGCGGACCCAAGGACGGCAUCAGCGAUCCCCCUAUUUGCGCCAGCUGCGCCCUCCUUCCAUUGAAGGAGAGGAAGCAGCGCUGGGCCUUUUAUAGGGAGGAUAUCCCUUUAGAGGACGUGACGUGCUAUCGGUGUUAGCCUCAGCUUCUGAGGCGUCAUCCGAAGGCACCGACUCUGGAGAAGACAGGGAUGACGGGGAUGAGAUGGACAUUCCUAUGGAACAGCCCGUCCCUCUGACCCAAACCUUCAAGACCCCCUUUCCUUUGGAGAGUGAGAGGUCCAACAACAUUGCCCUCCUCGCGGCCUCUCUGUUCCGUCUAACCACGGGUAGGACUGAGCUCACGAGAGAGGAGGUGGAAGAGGCGUCCAGGAUUUCUGGCGCUAUUCUCCACCUGACUCAAGCGUCGGCCGUCUGUGUGGGGAGGUCCAUGGCCACUUCGGUGGUCACGGAGCGACACCUCUGGCUGUCCAUGACGGCCAUGAAAGAGGCAGACAGAGCGUCACUUCUUAACGCCCCCAUCUCUGACGAAGGUCUCUUCGGAGUCACCAUCAAAGAGGCGACGGAGCGGUUUAUGAAGUUGGACGAGGAGAGGAAGCAGCUGGCCAGACACCUGCCACUGGCAGGGAAGUCUAGCCACGUGCCGCAGAAGCUGUCCACCUCCACUGCCUCCAGUAGGUCAGGAUCUACAGCGAGGCGUCGUGCCCGGCGUCAGGCGUCGGUCUCAAGCAGCAGGCGAGAGGGCCCCGCCCCCCAGCAGCACCCGAGGCCUCGACGGUUCCGCCGGCCAGAGAGGUGGUCAGAACGCCGACCUGGCAGCCAGAAGAGACGGCGCCAAUGACGGGACAAGGGGGAGAGAAUGGGAGCUGGCACAGUGCAUGGUUCGACUGAGCCCACUAUUCCCCCCCACCCUUCUGUUGAGGGUACGGAGGAGACUGUAUGUUUCGAUGUGUAUAAUAAAGAGUUGGCUCCAAUUGACUUUGUCACAAGAGAGCCCUUUUCCAUAACACGUCUGAGAAUGUUCAGAACCCUUCACACUCUAUUGUUACAAAGAAACCACUACUAAAGGACACCAAUAAUAAGAAGAGACCUACUUGGGCCAAGAAACACGAGCAAUAUACUUUAGACUGCUGGAAAUGUGUCCUUUGGUCUGGAGUCCAAAUUUGAGAUUUUUGGUUCCAACCUCAGUGUCUUUGUGAGACGCAGUGUGGGUGAACGGAUGAUCUCCACAUGUUUAUUUCCCACCGUAAAGCAUGGAGGAGGAGGUGUUAUGGUGUGGGGGUGCUUUGCUGGUGGCACACUUAACCAGCAUGGCUACCACAGCAUUCUGCAGCGAUACGCCAUCCCAUCUGGUUUAGGCUUAGUGGGAUAAUCAUUUGUUUUUCAACAGGACAAUGACCUAACACAACUCCAGGCUGUGUAAGGGCUAUUUAACCAAGAACGAGAGUGAUGGAGUGCUGCAUCAGAUGACAUGGCCUCCACAAUCCCCCGACCUCAACCCAAUUGAGAUGUUUUGGGAUAAGUCGGACCACAGAGUGAAGGAAAAACAGUCAACAAGUGCUCUGCAUAUGUGGGAACUCCUUCAAGACUGUUGGAAAAGCAUUCCAGGUGACGCUGGUUGAGAGAAUGCCAAGAGUGUGCAAAGCUGUCAUCAAGGCAAAGGGUGGCUAUUUGAAGAAUCUGAAAUAUAAAAUAUAUGUUUUUUGGUUAAUACAUGAUUCCAUAUGUGUUAUUUCAUAGUUUUGAUAUCUUCACUAUUAUUCUACAAUGUAAAAAAUUGUAAAAAUAAAGAUAAACCCUUGAAUGAGUAGGUGUGUCCAAACUUUUGACUGGUAAUGUAAGUAUUCAGACCCUUUGCUAUGACACUCGAAAUUGAUCUCAGCUGCAUCCUGUUUCCAUUGAUCAUCCUUGAGAUGUUUCUAGAACUUGAUUGGAGUCCAUCUGUGGUAAAUUCAAUUGAUUGGACAUGAUUUGGAAAGGCACACACCUGUCUAUAUAAAAUCCAACAGUUGACAGUGCAUGUCAGAGCAAAAACCAAGCCAUGAGGUUGAAGGAAUUGUCCGUAGAGCUUCAAAACAGGAUUGUGUCGAGGCACAGAUCUGGGGAAGGGUACCAAAAAAUGUCUGCAGCAUUGAAGGUCCCCAAGAACACAGUGGCUUCCAUCAUUCUUAAAUGCAAGAAGUUUGGAACCACCAAGACUCUUCCUAGAGCUGGCCGCCCGGCCAAACUGAGCAAUCGGGGGAAAAGGGCCUUGGUCAGGGAGGUGACCAAGAACCCGAUGGCCACUCUGACAGAGCUCUAGAGUUCCUCUGUGGAGAUGGGAGAACCUUUCAGAAGGACAACCAUCUAUGCAGCACUCCACCAAUCAGACCUUUAUGGUAUAGCGGCCAGACGGAAGCCUCUCCUCAGUAAAAGGUGCAUUACAGCCCACUUGGAGUUUGCCAAAAGGCACCUAAAGACUCUCUAACCAUGAGAAACAAGAUUCUCUGGUCUGAUUUGUUUUGGUUCUGUCCAUUUGUAGCUUGUUUUUGGACACAGGUCCAGGAAUGGCUAAAGGAUUGCAAUAUUUACCUGGAACUAACCUUGCAGAUAGCAUUACUGGGUGAUCUGAAAAGUCAUAGUCAAUCAAUCAAUAAUAUAAUAAUACUUUUAGCAAAAAUGUUUAUUUUUAAUUCACAAUCUGUAGAAGCAAUGAGAAUAGAAAGGUUCAGAACUUUUGUAAAACAUCACAGUAUGGUUGAAAUAUAUAUGGCAAAUAGAAAUCCUAUAUGGAUGGUGUUAAGAGAUAGAUGGGAGGUAUUGAAUAGAGUUGAAGGAUGGGACUAAUAACAAAUAACAACAAAUAAUAACAAAGAUAGCUAAUAAUGUAAGCAUACUGUGUCCAUAAUAAGUAUAUAGGUUGUAUGUUGGGAGCUUUUGGGAAAGAGCACAGUUAGAAAGAUAUGGCAUUUAGAAGCAAACCGGAUGGACAUCAUGAAAAUGAUCGGAGAGGUUGAGAGUAGAAGAAGUUCAGGAGCAAAAAAAAAAAAAAAAAAAAAAAUAUAUAUAUAUAUAUAUAUAUAUAUAUAUAUAUAUAUAUAUAUAUAUAGAUAUAUAAUUAUUGUAAAAUUAACUCUGUCCAUAAGGUGUAGAUAGUAAGUAUAGACCGGAAGUAGAGGCCUGGGCGUUGUUGUUCACUAAUUUACUCCAAGUAGGGAAAGGAUGGUGGGGUUGAAAAGUAAUAAAGGGGAAUAUAUAUAUAUAAAAAAUAAAAAAAACAUGGGGGAUUGGAAGUGAUGCAGACAAUUACAUUGAUAGAAGAUACAAUCUAUCUGCAAUAUUAAGCUGAUCCAUCCCCCCAAAAAAUAAAUAAAAUAAAAAUAAAAUAAAUAAAAAAAUUAUACAAAAAAAAAAAAAAGAUUCUCUGGUCUGAUGAAAUCACGAUUGAACUCUUUGGCCUGAAUACCAAGUGUCACGUCUGGAGGAAACCUGGUACCAUCCCUAUGGUGAAGCAUGGUGGUGGCAACAUCAUGCUGUGGGGAUGUUUUUCAGUGGCAGGGACUGGGAGACUAGUCAGGAUAGAGGGAAAGAUGAACAGAGAAAAGUACAGAGAGAUCCUUGAUGAAAACCUGCUCCAGAGCACUCAGGACCUCAGGCUGGGGUGAAGGUUCACCUUCCAACAGGACAACGACCCUAAGCACACAGCCAAGACAAUGCAGGAGUGGCUUCGGGACAAGUCUCUGAAUGUCCUUGAGUGGCCCAGCCAGAGCCCGGACUUGAACCCGAUCGAAUAUCUCUGGAGAGACCUGAAAAUAGCUGUGCAGCAAUGCUCCCCAUCCAACCUGACAGAGCUUGAGAGGAUCUGCAAAGAGGAAUGGGAGAAACUCCCCAAAUACAGGUGUGCCAAGCUUGUAGCGUCAUACCCAAGAAGACUCGAGGCUGUAAUCGCUGCCAAAGGCGCUUCAACAAAGUACUGAGUAAAGGGUCUGAAUACUUAUUUUUAUGAUUAGCAAACAUUUCUACAAAACUGUUUUUGCUUUUUCAUUAUGGGGUAUUGAGUGUAGAUUGAUGAGGAAAAAUAACAAUUUAAUACAUUUUAGAAUAAGGCUUUAAAGUAAGAAAAUGUGGAAAAAGUCAAGGGGUCUGAAUACUUUCCGAAUGCACUGUAUAUGUCGCCUAUACUCAGCAUUCGGUAGGUUACUUUCUAAAUAUAAUCCGUUACAGUUACUAGUUACCAAUGUUCCCUCUAAACUGUGACACGCAGCUCCCCAGGGACUGCCAUGCAGACGAAAUAUCAGCCAGCGCAGGGAAGCACGAGACUCAACUUUCUAGAGCUUUCCACAUUAGUUAACACUAUCAACCUUUCCCUUUACUGUGGGAGUUGUGAUAGAAUCAACACAAUAUUAGCCACUUUCAAUGCAACAUAUUGAAACAAAAUGAACUAUGCAAGACUUAGUAUUCAAAACAAACUAUGCAAGAGAUUUUGUUGUAGGUGGAACGCAUCGGAGUAUGAUUCUAUUGCAUUGACAGUAGGAUGACCACAUUUAAAAUACCCAAAUGUGGGUAUUCUUUAAAUAUUCAAGUUGGAUAAUCUUUGGAUGCCGACAGCAGUCGCAUCAUUGGAAGACAUAUCUUGCUUGGACUGUAGCCUACAAAAGCCUAUUCCUGCUCUUUUCCCGUGAUCCAGCAAAAGCAUUUUGUGUGUCAUCAUAGUGGUCUCUGACUUGUGGUCAGACUCACUCAGGCAGAACAAAUUUAAACUUAGACCUUUUUUCAAUGCUGAUUUGAAUGUCAUUGACAAAAAAUAAAUCGCAAACAUUGUUUCUGAAUGUAAAAGUAAUCCUAGAAGUAAUCAUCCACUUUUUCAAAAGUAUCUGUAAUCUGAUUACAAUAUUUUUGCUGGUAAAGUAACAGAUUACAGUUACAGUUUUUUCAUAAUCCGUUAUAUGUAACAUGUAAUCUGUUACUCUCCAACCCUGCCUAUACUGUAGGCUAUAUUUUAAUGCAGUUAUCUCUGUUUUCAUUUGAAACAUAUUUUUAUCCUUCGCUUGUUUGUAACAAUUGCAAAGACAUUGGCAACUUUACAUUUUUUGUCAACUUCAUUGUGAAGUUAUUGGUGGUCACAGAGAGACAAAUAAACAUCUUUGAUUCUAUGUUUAGCGGAGGUCUGUGUAUAAUGUGACGCGGUAGGGAAAAAACGCAUCUAACGAUGCACUUAGCUGUUCUAUGAGUGGUCUGAGGCAGGCGGUAAUUAACAAGCAUUUUCAAGUGAAACUUAGAAAUGACGGUUUUACGAGAUUUAACGAUGCUCCUACAAAGGUUCUAAUGAUUAACAUAGCCUUAAGAUGAUUUUGGGAAAUCGGGCCCUGGCUUACAGGGAAUUGAGAUUGACUCCAACUGCUGACCCGUUAUGUUUACACCGUUGUGGAAAACUGUUGCAGUGUGAUUAAACUGUCUUGCUAAACAACAUAACGUUUUAACAACCUGCUUCCCUAUAAAGAAAGCACACACAAUUUAGCACAAAAAACUGACAUCCCAACAUAGCAAGCAGACUUAACUUACACAGACCAUCAAGAACCAGGACUGAUGAGUUGAGGGCUCCAUGUUUGUUCCAUGCCUCACAGUAAUACCUCCCUGAGUUAGCAGGAGAGACAGCCUCAAAUAACAACUGAGUCCCUGACUGGACAGGGGUGCUACCAUUGACUCUGUACCAGGUGUAGCUCACUGCUGGGUUAGCAUGGCUGCUGCAGGUUAGAUUCACAGAGCUGCCCUCUACCACUGGACCAGAGGGACUGACUGUUACUGCGAUGUUCUCAGGAGGGUCUGCAAGACAAAACAAAUAGCUGCGAGUACAUCAAAUAUACUUUUUUCUUUCACACAGCCAAAAGGUACUGGCAUCACAAAGUGACUCAUGUUGGCCUACAGUUAGUUAGCACCGAAUUAAACUGCCAAUACUCACACUGAACAUUGAGGGUAGUUUGAUUAGAUCUGACUGUGUUGAUACUGUUUCUGGCAUCACAGUAGUACCUUCCACUGUUCCCUGGAUGUGAGACAGCCACCAUGCCACAACAGUAGAGCCCUGCCCACUCUCCCUAUACAUGAUAUAGCUCAACACAGGGGGGUUUGCACUGCAGCUGCAGGUGAGAGUGACUGAGAUACCCUUAACAACAUCUACAGAUGGACUGACAGACAAUAUGACAUUCUUUGGAGCAUCUGUAGGAGAGGGAGUAAGGUUACAGGUGUUUAUAUAAUGUUGAACAUAUCUCUUAUAGAAAAACCCUACUACAUACCUCUUACCACACAUAAUGUUGCCUGUAUAUUUCACAAAAUCAUAACACUGAACUUUCAUCCCUAUUAGUGGUCCGGUAAAUGUAAUGGUUUAGACUUUUUCCAUUGGUGUUCUCAGAACAGUUCUGCAUUCAGUUAGUAGCCUAUAGUUCACUGUUAUUUCCUCUCACCAUACCCUGUCAUUAUGAACAUCAUCCUCAAACUGCUUAACUUCCCCUAAAAGUAACCACAAUGUAAACACACAGCCAGGCUUAGCAAAUAGAGACUGCAGCUUUUCAAGGCAAAUUCAAAUUUCUUAUCAAGCACAUUCAAAUUCAGCCGAAACUGACAAAGACUGUUAUGCCAGAGCACUAUUUCAUCAACAUCCUUCUUCCAAAAUCACCCCUAUUCAUUAGAAUCAGUAAUGCAAUGAUGUCCCCUUUGAACUUCAGAAGCAGCACAUCUUUGGUGCAGAGCUUUGAACGCAGAUAGCUGCUCCAUUAAGUAGAUCAUGUAUUUACUCACAUUGGACAUAAAGAGACACUGGAGCAGAAGAUAGAUGAUCUUGACCUUGAAUAGCACAUUGGUAGCUGCCAGAAUCCUCAAUGCUGGCCAGGAACUCUGUGUUGGGUGCUGAGUGUUCAUCCCUGAACCAGACAAUAGCGGGAUGGUCACAUUUUUGUGUCACCUUCUCUCCCUCUCUCACAGUGGAAGAUUUUACUUUGGCUGUCAGCCGUUGUAGAGAGGAGAAAGAAACAGAGAUAUCAUUGAAAAUGUUAUAGUGUUAUGAAAGUGGGCUUUACUUCUGGUAUCAAACUCACCUGUCAAAGUUAGUGAAACCCCUGUGUUACUGCUCCAUCCAUUUGUUUCUUUUUUUUCAUUAACGGUCUCAAAUCUGAAGUGGUAUUGUGUUGUUGCAACACUACUAAUUAGGUUAUUAAUUCUCAAAGUGCAGUUGUGCUCUUUGUUUCCAAGGUAUAUUGAACGCUCUGUGUAUUCCUUGGACAUCAAGAGAUCGUUGUCCUUCCCUUGACUCCAGAAGUACAAGAAGGUAUUUGUUAUAGUCUGGUCUGAGGGGUAGUCAUAAGUGCAUCCAAACACCACUGAUGACCCCUCUAAGGCACAUGGUUGUAAAUUGCUUAAAGUCACCUUCCAAUUACUCUCACAAACACCUUUAAAAAACAACACUCUCCCACAUGCCUUAAGGCGAACACUAAAUGUGUUUGCUUAUUGUUUUCUUUAAGCAAUGGCUUUUUUCCUGGCCACUCUUCACUAAAGCCCAGCUCUGUGGAGUGUAUGGCUUAAAGUGGUCCUAUGGACAGAUACUCCAAUCUCCGCUGUGGAGCUUUGCAGCUCCUUCAGGGUUAUCUUUGGUCUCUUUGUUGCCUCUCUGAUUAAUGGCCUCCUUGCCUGGUCCAUGACUUUUGGUGGGCAGCCCUCUCUUGGCAGGUUUGUUGUGGUGCCAUAUUCUUUCAAUUUUUUUAUAAUGGAUUUAAUGGCGCUCCGUGGGAUGUUCAAAGUUUCGGAUAUUUUUUUUUAUAACCCAACCCUGAUCUGUACUUCUCCACAACUUUGUCCCUGACCUGUUUGGAGAGCUCCUUGGGCUUCAUGGUGGUGGUGCCGCUUGCUUAGUGGUGUUGCAGACUCUGGGGCCUUUCAGAACAGGUGUAUAUAUACUGAGAUCAUGUGACAUUUAGAUUGAACACAGGUGGACCUUAUUUAACUAAUUAUGUGACUUCUGAAGGUAAUUGGUUGCACCAGAUCUUAUUUAGGGGCUUCAUAGCAAAGGGGAUGAAUACAUACAGUGAGGGAAAAAAGUAUUUGAUCCCCUGCUGAUUUUGUACAUUUGCCCUCUGACAAAGACAUGAUCAGUCUAUAAUUUUAAUGGUAGGUUUAUUUGAACAGUGAGAGACAGAAUAAAAACAAAAGAAUCCUGAAAAACGCAUGUCAAAAAUUUCAUAAAUUGAUUUGCAUUUUAAUGAGGGAAAUAAGUAUUUGACCCCUCUGCAAAACAUGACUUAGUACUUGGUGGCAAAACCCUUGUUGGCAAUCACAGAGUUCAGACGUUUCUUGUAGUUGGCCACCAGGUUUGCACACAUCUCAGGAGGGAUUUUGUCCCACUCCUCUUUGCAGAUCUUCUCCAAGUCAUUGAGGUUUCGAGGCUAACGUUUGGCAACUCGAACUUUCAGCUCCCUCCACAGAUUUUCUAUGGGAUUAAGGUCUGGAGACUGGCUAGGCCACUCCAGGACCUUAAUGUGCUUCUUCUUGAGCCACUCCUUUGUUGCCUUGGCCGUGUGUUUUGGGUCAUGGUCAUGCUGGAAUACCCAUCCACGACCCAUUUUCAAUGCCCUGGCUGAGGGAAGGAGGUUCUCACCCAAGAUUUGAUGGUACAUGGCGCCGUCCAUCGUCCCUUUGAUGCAGUGAAGUUGUCCUGUCCCCUUAGCAGAAAAACACCCCCAAAGCAUAAUGUUUCCACCUCCAUCAAAUCAAAUCAAAUCAAAUUGUAUUGGUCACAUGCGCCGAAUACAACAGGUGCAGAUAUUACAGUGAAAUGCUUACUUACAGCUCUUAACCAACAGUGCAUUUAUUUUUAACAAAAAAAGUAAAAAUAAAACAACAACAAAAAAAGUGUUGAGAAAAAAAAGAACAGAAGUAAAAUAAAAUAACAGUAGGGAGGCUAUAUACAGUGGGGAAAAAAGUAUUUAGUCAGCCACCAAUUGUGCAAGUUCUCCCACUUAAAAAGAUGAGAGAGGCCUGUAAUUUUCAUCAUAGGUACACGUCAACUAUGACAGACAAAUUGAGGAAAAAAAAUCCUGAAAAUCACAUUGUAGGAUUUUUUAUGAAUUUAUUUGCAAAUUAUGGUGGAAGAUAAGUAUUUGGUCACCUACAAACAAGCAAGAUUUCUGGCUCUCACAGACCUGUAACUUCUUCUUUAAGAGGCUCCUCUGUCCUCCACUCGUUACCUGUAUUAAUGGCACCUGUUUGAACUUGUUAUCAGUAUAAAAGACACCUGUCCACAACCUCAAACAGUCACACUCCAAACUCCACUAUGGCCAAGACUAAAGAGCUGUCAAAGGACACCAGAAACAAAAUUGUAGACCUGCACCAGGCUGGGAAGACUGAAUCUGCAAUAGGUAAGCAGCUUGGUUUGAAGAAAUCAACUGUGGGAGCAAUUAUUAGGAAAUGGAAGACAUACAAGACCACUGAUAAUCUCCCUCCAUCUGGGGCUCCACGCAAGAUCUCACCCCAUGGGGUCAAAAUGAUCACAAGAACCACACGGGGGGACCUAGUGAAUGACCUGCAGAGAGCUGGGACCAAAGUAACAAAGCCUACCAUCAGUAACACACUAUGCCGCCAGGGAUUCAAAUCCUGCAGUGCCAGACGUGUCCCCCUGCUUAAGCCAGUACAUGUCCAGGCCCGUCUGAAGUUUGCUAGAGUGCAUUUGGAUGAUCCAGAAGAGGAUUGGGAGAAUGUCAUAUGGUCAGAUGAAACCAAAAUAUAACUUUUUGGUAAAAACUCAACUCGUCGUGUUUGGAGAGAAUGAAUGGGGCCAUGUAUCGUGAGAUUUUGAGUGAAAACCUCCUUCCAUCAGCAAGGGCAUUGAAGAUGAAACGUGGCUGGGUCUUUCAGCAUGACAAUGAUCCCAAACACACCGCCCGGGCAACGAAGGAGUGGCUUCGUAAGAAGCAUUUCAAGGUUCUGGAGUGGCCUAGCCAGUCUCCAGAUCUCAACCCCAUAGAAAAUCUUUGGAGGGAGUUGAAAGUCCGUGUUGCCCAGCGACAGCCCCAAAACAUCACUGCUCUAGAGGAGAUCUGCAUGGGGGAAUGGGCCAAAAUACCAGCAACAGUGUGUGAAAACCUUGUGAAGACUUACAGAAAACGUUUGACCUGUGUCAUUGCCAACAAAGGGUAUAUAACAAAGUAUUGAGAAACUUUUGUUAUUGACCAAAUACUUAUUUUCCACCAUAAUUUGCAAAUAAAUUCAUAAAGAAUCCUACAAUGUGAUUUUCAAGAAAAAAAAAUCUAAUUUUGUCUGUCAUAGUUGACGUGUACCUAUGAUGAAAAUUACAGGCCUCUCUCAUCUUUUUAAGUGGGAGAACUUGCACAAUUGGUGGCUGACUAAAUACUUUUUUCCCCACUGUAUACAGGGGGGUACCGUAGCAGAGUCAAUGUGCGGGGGCACCGGCUAGUUGAGGUAGUUGAGGUAAUAUGUACAUGUGGGUAGAGUUAAAGUGACUAUGCAUAAAUAAUUAACAGAGUAGCAGCAGCGUAAAAAGGAUGGGGUGGGGGGGGCAGUGCAAAUAGUCCGGGUAGCCAUGAUUAGCUGUUCAGGAGUCUUAUGGCUUGGGGGUAGAAGCUGUUGAGAAGUCUUUUGGACCUAGACUUGGCACUCCGGUACCGCUUGCCGUGCGGUAGCAGAAAGAACAGUCUAUGACUAUGGUGGCUGGAGUCUUUGACAAUUUUGAGGGCCUUCCUCUGACACCGCCUGGUAUAGAGGUCCUGGAUGGCAGGAAGCUUGGCCCCAGUGAUGUACUGGGCCGUACGCACUACCCUCUGUAGUGCCUUGCGGUCGGAGGCCAAGCAGUUGCCAUACCAGGCGGUGAUGCAACCAGUCAGGAUGCUCUCGAUGGUGCAGCUGUAGAAUUUUUUGAGGAUCUGAGGACCCAUGCCAAAUCUUUUCAGUCUCCUCAGGGGGAAUAGGCUUUGUCGUGCCCUCUUCACGACUGUCUUGGUGUGUUUGGACCAUGAUAGUUCGUUGGUGAUGUGGACACCAAGGAACUUGAAGCUCUCAACCUGUUCCACUACAGCCCCGUCGAUGAGAAUGGGGGCGUGCUCAGUCCUCUUUUUUUUCCUGUAGUCCACAAUCAUCUCCUUUGUCUUGGUCACGUUGAGGGAGAGGUUGUUGUCCUGGCACCACACGGCCAGGUCUCUGACCUCCUCCCUAUAGGCUGUCUCAUCGUUGUCGGUGAUCAGGCCUACCACUGUUGUGUCGUCGGCAAACUUAAUGAUGGUGUUGGAGUCGUGCCUGGCCAUGCAGUCAUGGGUGAACAUAGAGUACAGGAGGGGACUGAGCACGCACCCCUGAGGGGCCCCCGUGUUGAGGAUCAGUGUGGCAGAUAUGUUGUUACCUACCCUUACCACCUGGGUGCGGCCCGUCAGGAAGUCCAGGAUCCAGUUGCAGAGGGAGGUGUUUAGUCCCAAGAUCCUUAGCUUAGUGAUGAGCUUAGAGGGCACUAUGGUGUUGAAUGCUGAGCUGUAGUCAAUUAAUAGCAUUCUCACGUAGGUGUUCCUCUUGUCCAGGUGGGAAAGGGCAGUGUGGAGUGCAAUAGAGAUUGCAUCAUCUGUGGAUCUGUUGGGGCGGUAUGCAAAUUGAGUGGGUCUAGGGUUUCUGGGAUGAUGCUGUUGAUGUGUGCCAUGACCAGCCUUUCAAAGCACUUCAUGGCUACAGACGUCAGUGCUACGGGUCGGUAGUCAUUUAGGCAGGUUAUCUUAGAGUCCUUGGGCACGGGGACUAUGGUGGUCUGCUUGAAACAUGUUGGUAUUACAGACUCAGUCAGGGACAUGUUGAAAAUGUCAGUGAAGACACUUGCCAGUUGGUCAGCACAUGCUCGGAGUACACGUCCUGGUAAUCCGUCUGGCCCUGCGGCCUUAUGAAUGUUGACCUGCUUAAAAGUCUUACUCACAUCGGCUACGGAGAGCGUGAUCACAUAGUCAUCCGGAACAGCUGGUGCUCUCAUGCAUGCUUCAGUGUUGCUUGCCUCGAAGCGAGCAUAGAAGUAGUUUAGCUCGUCUGGUAGGCUUGUGUCACUGGGCAGCUCGCGGCUGUGCUUCCCUUUGUAGUCUGUAAUAGUUUUCAAGCCCUGCCACAUCCGACGAGCGUCAGAGCCAGUGUAGUACGAUUCAAUCUUAGUCCUGUAUUGACUCUUUGCCUGUUUGAUGGUUCGUCGGAGGGUAUAGCGGGAUUUCUUAUAAGCGUCCGGGUUAGAGUCCCGUUCCUUGAAAGCGGCAGCUCUACCCUUUAGCUCAGUGCGGAUGUUUCCUGUAAUCCAUGACUUCUGGUUGGGGUAUGUACGUACGGUCACUGUGGGGACGACAUCAUCGAUGCACUUAUUGAUGAAGCCAGUGACUGAUGUGGUGUACUCCUCAAUGCUGUCUGAAGAAUCCCGGAACAUGUUCCAGUCUGUGCUAGCAAAACAGUCCUGUAGCUUAGCAUCUGCGUCAUCUGAACACUUUUUUAUUAACCGAGUCACUGGUGCUUCCUGCUUUAGUUUUUGCUUAUAAGCAGGAAUCAGGAGGAUAGAGUUAUGGUCAGAUUUGCCAAAUGGAGGGCGAGGGAGAGCUUUGUAUGCGUCUUUGUGUGUGGAGUAAAGGUGGUCUAGAGUUUUUUUUCCUCUGGUUGCACAUUUAACAUGCUGGUAGAAAUUAGGUAGAACGGAUUUAAGUUUACCUGCAUUAAAGUCCCCGGCCACUAGGAGCGCUGCAUCUGGAUGAGCGUUUUCCUGUUGAUUUAUGGCCUUGUACAACUCAUUCAGUGCAAUCUUAAUGCCAGCAUUGGUUUGUGGUGGUAAAUAGACAGCUAUGAAAAAUAUAGAUGAAAACUCUCUUGGUAAAUAGUGUGGUCUACAGCUUAUCAUAAGAUACUCUACCUCAGGCGAGCAAAACCUCGAGACUUCCUUAGUAUUUGAUUUUGUGCACCAGCUGUUGUUUACAAAUAUACACAGACCGCCACCCCUUGUCUUACUGGAGUCAACCGUUCUAUCCUGCCGAUGUAGCGUAUAGCCCGCUAGCUGUAUGUUAUCAAUGUCGUCGUUCAGCCACGACUCGGUGAAACAUAAUAUAUUACAGUUGGUAGGAUAACCGUAAUCUUAGGUCAUCCAAUUUAUUUUCAAAUGAUUGAACGUUGGCUAAUAGGAUUGAUGGAAGAGGCAGUUUACUCGCUCGCCGUCGGAUCCUUACAAGGCACCCCGAUCUACGUCCACGAUAUCUCCGUCUCUUCCUCACGCGAAUGACGGGGAUUUGGGCCUUGUCGGGUGUCUGUAUGAUAUCCUUCGCGGCCGCCUCGUUGAAGAAAAAAUCUUCGUCCAAUACGAGGUGAGUAAUCGCUGUCCUGAUAUCCAGAAGCUCUUUUUGGUUAUAAGAGACGAUGGCAGAAACAUUAUGUACAAAAUAAAUGACAAAUAAAGCGGAAAAACACACAUAAUAGUACAAUUGGUUAGAGGGCUGUAAAACGGCAGCCAUCUUCUCCGGCGCUGUUUUCUCAAUGGUUUGACUGGGGAUGGUGUUCUUGGGGUCAUAGGCAGCAUUCCUUCUCCUCCAAACACGGCGAGUUGAGUUGAUGCCAAAGAGCUCGAUUUUGGUCUCAUCUGUCCACAACACUUUAACCCAGUUCUCCUCUGAAUCAUUCAGAUGUUCAUUGGCAAACUUCAGACAGGCCUGUAUAUGUGCUUUCUUGAGCAGGGGGACCUUGCGGGCGCUGCAGGAUUUCAGUCCUUCACGGCGUAGUGUGUUACCAAUUGUUUUCUUGGUGACUAUGGUUCCAGCUGCCUUGAGAUCAUUGACAAGGUCCUCCCGUGUAGUUCUGGGCUCAUUCCUCACCGUUCUCAUGAUCAUUGCAACUCCACGAGGUGAGAUCUUGCAUGGAGCCCCAGGCUGAGGGAGAUUGACAGUUAUUUUGUGGAGGAAAAUAUUGUUUUUCCUAAUCAUAUUUUUUGUGAUUCAAUAACUGUUUAGGGUUAAAAAAAGCAUCCUACAAUUUCCACAUUUUAAUUUUUUAUUUUACAGCAUGUCCACUGUAGUGGACAACAGGAUCAUUUGAGUACGAAAAGAGACACAUUUGGUAGAUACACAUUUUUACAGAGUUCUUACAGAUUACAGAGUUUUUAUGAACUAAGAAUACAUACAUUUUGGGCUGUAGAUUGAUUAUUAUCCAAGAAUACAGACAUUUUGAUUAUACAAUACACAUUAAUCAUUCUUGAAUCCUUUUCCUUACAUUUCGCAAGGAUAGCUUUACCAUUAAAGCUUAACACUUUGUUAUGUCCAUAUCCUUUGAUUGGUCCCCUUGAAUCCUUUCAGUGUUAUUUGAACAAUGAACAUAUAACUAAUGUGUAACAGAUUUAUUUUGGAUUUUUUCCUUCUGUCAAACUGAAUCCAAUCUAGCUUUUUCCUUCACUCUUCAUUUUGUUCUUAGUAUUUUCUUUGUUAGUGGUGAAAGUCCUGGAAGCAAUUUCUCUUUUUGGUAAUGCAGAGGAACAUCUUGCAUUUGGUACAUCUCAUGUACGUCUUGCUCUUGCAGCCCUUAUUUCUGCAUCUUUCUGCAUGCUUGGUAUCAAUCAUCUCAGGCAUGUGCAUGGCUCCUAGUCUGCGCACAGAUGGCUCUGGUUGUGGGAUCCUCAUUUUAGAUGGUGGCUCAUACUCAUCCUCACUCUCUUCACAGCUGUUUUCCAGUUCCGGACUCUCCAACAGCUCCUCAGCUAGGAGUAGUUUGAAGUCCAGGUACUGAUGUGUGUUCUUGGAUGGUCUGUGCAGAGCUUUGCUGUCAGACUGGUAUUGUAUCCAGGAGUUGGUGAUGGCAACAUCAAAGAAGUGACUGAUCACGCGCGAUGUCCACUUCUUGGUCCUGCUUGACAUACGAUAGAAGCUAAGCAUGCGAUCACAAAGAUCUACGCCACCCAUGUUAUCAUUAUACUGCUUAAUUACUGCUGGUCUUUUAACCUGGACCAGGUGCUUUUCUUUCUUGGACCAUCUGGUACAGAUGUCUUCUGGGUCUUUCCCAUGUACAGUGGAUGCCAUGAGCACUGGUUUGUUGUCGAACCAUUUUGUGAUGGCCAGCUCAGGACUCUUUCUGGCCACUGACACUGAUGUUCCUCUCCCCUCUUUUUUCAACUGUUUGUCUACUGGCAGCUGGCACAGCUUUGGGACACGGUUCUUCAUUAUAGUUCCAGUUGCAGGAAGGCCCUUUGCCAGCAAUGCAUCCAAUAGAUCUAUGGUUGUGAAGUACCUGUCAAAGAAUAUGUGGCUUCCUGUUGGAACAGAUUUAACCAUGCGUAGAACUGCUGCAGCUCCAACUCCUAACCUUUGGACUGUAAAGGUAUUCUUCCCUUGGUAGACUUCAAAAUCAAGCAUCAGACCAUUUGGGGAUGCAAGGACAAAGACCUUUAGGCCAGUAGGGUUUGGCUUGCCGGGAACAUAUUGCCUGACUGGACAACGGCCUGUGAAUGGGAUGAUUUGCUCAUCAAUGCAGACCCUUUCUGGCUUUGCAAGGCUGAGACAGCCUUGGCGCACACGAUCGAGUAUUGGCCUGACUUUCCAAAGAAUAUCUGCCUUCUUUGUUUCCUCUGUUACAGCCAGGUCAUUGACAAUCUUGAGGGAAUUUCUUAUCCUGAAGAAUCUAUCCCUAGUCAUUUUGCUACUUAUGACUGGCACUUUAGUUUUGUUGGCCCAAAACAUUUUAAUUCUGGGAUAGCCAAGGCAGGCCAUGUGGACUGAAAUGCCCAAGAAUAUUUUUAUUUCUUGUGGCGUGGUGUUCAUGCACACUCCUUUGAUUUGCAGCUCUCUUUGAUUUGUGUAUGUUGCCAAAUCUUCAAAGACCUUGUUGUCAAUGUACUGUGAAAAGUAUUCAAUUGGACUCCAGUCUGCACGUGUUGUAGGGUCAUCUUGACACACAGGAAGCCCAGGUAACACAGGUGCAAAUCUGAUAUGAAGGAAAAAAUAAUAAUAAAUGAUAAGUAAUAACAGUUUAAAUACUCAAUGCAGCUGAAUUUAAAAUUGUGGAACUGCAUCAAACAUACAUGUUACUCCUGGCCCACAGAGGGCGACGAGUUUCCUGUUCAUCCCUGUCUGUAUCUGUGUCUGUGUCUGCAUCUGUCCCUUCAACUGAGCCUUCUACAUUGUCUUCCUCUUCUUCAUCACCGUUUUGUAUCACUGGUUGAAACUUAUCCUCAUCUCUCUCUGUCAGCUUCCUGCUUCUCCUGUUUGUCUCCGGGCCUCUAGAGGUCAGCUGUGUUCCCCUCUGCCUUAGUUCUUCCUCGUGUGUCCUCAUUAGUUUGAUCCAGGUCACCUGUGCCUUGUUUUCCCUUUAGUAUUUUAGCUGUGUGUUUUCCCCUUGUUUCUCACUUGGUUAUUGCGUCCUGACUAUGUGUCUCCUGCUUUGUCCCACCGUGUCUGUCCUAGUAAGCUGUUCGAAGUUAUCUUUAGUUUGUUUUUCUCCCCUCGUGGAGUUGUUUUGUUUUGCCUCCUGUUUUGGAACAUUAAAUCAACUUACCUGGAGUAUUGCCUUGGGUGUUUCAUUUGGGUCCUACAACACCUCCUCUGUGGCUAAGGGGUAGUACCCCCCGCUUUCCACAUCUGAGACCGGAGUUCUAGCCCGGCUUGUGACACUCUCAUCAUCUGACAACUCCAAAUCUGAAUCUCCCUCGACUAUUCGGUAAAGAAUUCUUUCUGCUUCAGUUCUGUUUCCUACGACAAUGUGGAGUCAUUAUUUACAUGAAGAUAGUCCUGAUGUCCACUAUAAUUGACAUUCAUAAAAUGGCAAAUCUUUCAAAAGAUACAUAAUUUAGUUGCUAUCAGAACUAAAUAUAUGAUUCCUAACACCUUCAUGAACAAGAAAAGAUAUGAUUAUCAUAGUAACAAAACCAUAGACAAACAAUAUUUGACUUACCUCUCAUCUUUCCAUAAAAUGUGCUUGUUCCUAUGCCGUCCAUUUUGAAAGGAAAGAUAGAGGCGGUUCCCGGCCUCCCAGCCAAUCAAAUGACAUAUCACUGAAAAGCCCAGGAUGUCCUCUGUACAGUACAUCAGGAAUUAAGAGACUUGCACAAAAGAUUCCAAGAAGAGGGAUGAAACUCAAAUGUCCACUACAGUGGAUAUAAGUCAAUGGGCUGGGUCUCAGGAGGAUAAUAAAUCAAGUGUAUGAUAACAGGAAGGAAAAUAGCACCAAAAGGCUGCAUACACAAUUCAUUCUCAGCCCAACUUCUGCAUCGUAGUUGUGACAUGGUUAUUACCACAUCUCUCCAUGGUAUUUAUUUGCAUGGUUAUUUGCUGAUCAGUCUCUCUGGACGCGCUCUACAAGAUGGUGAGUAGUGCUGUUUCUCUCUGUAGAGUUUCAUGUGUUCUCUUUCCUUGAAUUGGUUCAACAGUGGUGCGUAGUGAUGUACAAUCCAUCUGUUUAGUGAGAAUUUAAAGAUAGGAUGACUAGAUGAUUUAGAGCUGUGUCCAAGUUGUGAGAGAACUCUUCAGAGACAAAGACAAAUGUUACACCUGCUUUAAGUGAAAACACUGUUGGAGCCUGUUUGAUGAUUGACUUUGGUAUUAAGUUAAGUAAUUCCGUUCUCAAAAGAAACCUCUGGUGUUUUGUAUCGAGGUGUUGCAGUUUGAUGUGAUGUGGCUCUUGAAAACAACCAGUGUGAUGCUGGUGAUUACUCUCACAUUGCCAGGUGAGUAGAAUAUAUGUAUGCUUUGAUGCUCUAUCAUCUUGUGGAUGUCAGUACUGAGUUAAGAAUUAAUUAUUGAUAUAAACUGUAUACUGUAUGUGGCUCGUACGAGAUGAACAAGGAACUGAUCAGAGGGGAUAUUUAUAAUUGUGUUACCUUGAUGGUGAAAUGUAUAUGUAUAUCAAAUGUGUAUUUAUACACUACCGGUCAAAAGUUUUAGAACACCUACUCAUUCAAGGGUUUAUCUUAAUUUGUACAAUUAAUUUUCCACAUUGAAGAAUAAUAGUGAAGACAUCAAUACUAUGAAAUAACACAUAUGGACACAUAUAACCAAAAAAGUGUUAAACAAAUCAAAAUAUAUUUUAUAUUUGAGAUUCUUCAAAUAGCCACACUUUGCACACUCUUGGCAUUCUCUCAACCAGCUUCAUGGAAUGCAUUUCAAUUAACAGGUGUGCCUUCUUAAAAGUUAAUUUGUGGAAUUUCUUUCCUUAAUGCGUUUGAGCCAAUUAGUUGUGUUGUGACAAGGUGGGGGGGGGGGGGGGGGGGGGGGGGGGAUACAGAAGAUAGCCCUAUUUGGUAAAAGACCAAGUCCAUAUUAUGGCAAGAACAGCUCAAAUAAGCAAAGAGAAACGAAAGUCCAUCAUUACUUUAAGACAUGAAGGUCAGUCAAUAUGGAAAAUGUCAAGAACUUUGAAAGUUUCUUCAAGUGCAGUCGCAAAAACCAUCAAGCACUAUGAUGAAACUGGCUCUCAUGAGGACCGCCACAGGAAUGGAAAACCCAGAGUUACCUCUGCUGCAGCGGACAAGUUCAUUAGAGUAAUCAGCCUUAUAAAUUGCAGGCCAAAUAAAUGCUUCACAGAGUUCAAGUAACAGACACAUCUCAACAUCAACUGUUCAGUGGAGACUGUGUGAAUCAGGCCUUCAAGGCCGAAUUGCUACAAAGAAACCACUACUAAAGGACACCAAUACGAAGAAGAGACUUGCUUGGACCAAGAAACACGAGCAAUGGACAUUAGACCAGUCAAAAUGUGUCCUUUGGUCUGGAGUCCAAAUUUGAGAUUUUUGGUUCCAACCGCCGUGUCCUUGUGAGAUGCGGUGUGGGUGAACGGAUGAUCUCCGCAUGUGUAGUUCCCACCGUAAAGCAUGGAGGAGGAGGUGUUAUGGUGUGUGGGUGCUUUGCUGGUGACACUGUCUGUGAUUUAUUUAGAAUUCAAGGCACACUUAACCAGAAUGGCUACCACAGCAUUCUGCAGCGAUACACAAUCCCAUUUGGUUUGGGCUUAGUUGGACUAUCAUUUGUUUUUCAACAGGACAAUGACCCAACACACCUCCAGGCAUUGUACGGGCUAUUUGACCAAGAAGGAGAGUGAUGGAGUGCUACAUCAGAUGACCUGGCCUCCACAAUCCCCCGACCUCAACCAAAUUGAGAUGGUUUGGGAUAUGUUAGGUUUGGGCUUAGUGGGACUAUCAUUUGGUUAAGUGUGCCUUGAGAGUGAAGGAAAAGCAGCCAACAAGUGCUCAGCGUAUGUGGGAACUCCAUCAAGAUUAUUGGAAAAGCAUUCCAGGUGAAGCUGGUUGAGAGAAUGCCAAGAGUGUACAAAGCUGUCAUCAAGGCAAAGGGUGGCUAUUUGAAGAAUCUCAAAUAUAAAAUAUAUUUGGAUGUUUUUAACACUUUUUUGGUAACUACAUGAUUCCUUUGAUGUCUUCACUGUUAUUCUACAAUGUAAAAAUAAAGAAAAACCCUUGAAUGAGUAGGUGUCUCCAAACUUUUGACUAGUACUGUAGAUAUCAAAUGAUAAAAUUCAAAGGGAAGGACUAUGUUAUCUGAGAUUACUUAGUAACUCACUCUUUUCGUUAAUAUAAAUACAGAGGUACUGAUAGUCUGUUUGUGCACCAGCAUGUGUAGAGUAUUAUAUCUAAAGGUAGGCCACAAAUAGGAAUGCUUUAUUUUCCUACAUUUAAAUGGAAAAUUGAUACUGUAUGUAUUUGCAUGAGUGUUGUAGAUAAGUAUGUUAACAUCACCUGUUUUGUUGUUGUUUAAAGGUGUUUGCGAGAGUAAUUGGAAGGUGACUUUAAGCAAUUUACAACUAUGUGCCUUAAAUGGGUCAUCAGUGGUGUUUGGAUGCACUUAUGACUACCCCUCAGACCAGACUAUAACAAAUACAUUCUGGUACUUCUGGAGUCAAGGGAAGAACAACGAUCUCUUGAUGUCCAAGGAAUACACAGAGCGUUCAAUAUACCUUGGAAACAAAGAGCACAACUGCACUUUGAGAAUUAAUAACUUAGUAAGUAGUGAUGCAACAAAAUACUGCUUCAGAUUUGAGACUAUUAAUACAAAUAAGAAACCGAAUGCAUGGAGCAGUAAAACAUCAGUUACACUAACUCUGACAGGUAAUUUUGCUACCAGAAGUAAAUCACACUCUCAUAACACUAUAAAACAUUCAGUGAUGACUGUUUUUCUUGCUCCUCUCUACCAGGGCUGACAGCUGUAGUCAACCCUGCCACUGUGCGAGAGGGAGAGAAGGUGACACUAACGUGUUCCACAACAUGUACACUGAGUGACCAUCCCACUAUUGUCUGGUUCAGGGAUGGACACUCAGUGCCCAACAAAGAGUUCCAGGCCAGCAUUGAGGAUGCUGGCAGAUACCGAUGUGCUGUUCAAGGUCAAGAUCAUCUCACCUCUGCUCCAGUGUCUCUUGAUGUACAAUGUGAGUAAAUACCACAUCUAUUUAACGUGAGCAGAUCAUUUUAUGCAUAUUCAAGCAGCUAUCUACGUUCAAAGCUCGGCACCAAGGAUGUGCUGCUUCUGAAAUGUGUUCGUUAAAUUGCGUGUUACAAAGAAAGUUAUGAAUCUGUUAAAAUAAUAGGAGGGAUUUUGAAAGGAUGUUGAUGAAAUUAUGCUCUCGCAUAACAGCCUUUGUCAGUUUGGUCUGAAUGUGAAUGUGCUUGAUAGCAUGUCUAUUUUCUGAGUGUGCCUGUGUGUUUGCACUUAUGGUUACCUAUAGGGGAAGUUAAGCAAGGUUAGGAUGAUAUUCAUGAUGACAGGGUAUGGUGAAAGGAAAUAGCACAGUGAACUAUAGGCUACGAACUGAAUGCAAUUAAAAUAUUCUAACCCAUUAGAUUUACUAGAACCACUCAUGGGGAUGAAGUUCCGUUAUGAUUGUGAAAUAUACAGGCAACAGAAUUUGUGGUGGGAGGUACUGUAGUAGUGUUGUGGUUCUUACACAGUUUAGUGUGAACCCCUAUAACUCCACCCAACACAGGGUUUAAUGUUCUCCCACACACAACCCCAACACAGAAGACCAGGACAGGCAAGUAUGCUCAUGGUAAGUUUAAUUUUCAAGUCAUGGGUUAAUAUGGAUUGGACCCCGUUUCCCCACCUUUCCCAGACUUUGUCAACAUGAUAGAGCCUCCCCUCAGGUAGGUUAUCCUCCCACUUACUCCCUUAGGUAAGUAUCGGGCAGGCGAAAGUGACACUACAACACACUGCUCACUGAAUUAUUCUGAUAUGGCACUGCAACAAUAUAGUCAUUCUAAGGGAAGGCACUGCGAAUAAUCUGGUGAAAGUCAUACAAUCUCACUCUGGUGCUCCACACAAUAUGGGACCCACCCUUGGCCCUGCUCUACUCUGCCAACCCUUCAAAAGGACUCUACUGCUAUAGGACAAAACAGGGAGGGGGAAAGACAGAUAAGACCACAUAUCGAGAGGGUGGGGAUAGGUUCACGAGAACCAUAUCCCCACAAAAAUAAAAUAAUAAAAUGUCUCUGUCUGGCUAUAUCCAGAUUCACACAGCUCCCUGUCCUGGAACGCGCCCGGUCUGAGACUCUGCUUGUCAACGUCACUGAUGGCCCCGCCUCUGGUGCUGAACAAGAGGGAGACGGACGGCAGGGAAACCAGCUGACAAUAGUGUCUUUCAGUGGUCUGGCAAAACAGCCCAGAGAGAGAAAGCGUAGUGUGGGGGGAACACAGGAAGAAUCACGUCCCUUACUUGGCCGAGCUAAAUAUCCUAGAUGUGUUGUGCCAAUGCCUCUCUCGGUCCUCUGCUCUCGGAUCAUCACUCAGCUCCACAGCCCUAGUUUGUUGUCAGCGCAGCUGCCCACUUCCUCGCACAAAUUCGCUAGUUUGACUUCUCUUCCCGCAGACACAGGUCCAGUGCGAUGACUAAAACAUAACCAAUCUUCGUUAAAUAUAAAUACCUAACUUAUUUUUGCAUGGAUUCCGCAUCACGGUAAUAUUUUAACAACUAGGACCACUAUUUCUUGUCCCGGAAUCCCGCUAAACUGACAGGUUGAAGUCUGCUUGACAGAGCAGCUAACCUAGCUAAGCUGGUAGCCAUCAAGCUAACAAAGUUAGGCCAAGAUGAGUUUUACAAUGGAGUCCUCUUUGUCUGGAGAAGUAAAUGAACGGUUCCAGCGCUGUAGGAGCUGUAUCUACUAUGCUUUGUUUCGGGACAAACUGGAUCACUCAGAGUUCCAAUGCGGCAGAUGUUUGCUUGCCAAGGAUUAUAGGCUUGAGGUGGCUUCCUUGAUCACGGAGGAUGCUAGCCUACGUAAGAAACUGGGGAAAACGCAGAGAGGAAUGUUUACCUUUUCUACACCGGUGGCUGGACGGCGUUGGCGCUUGUUGGAUCAAAUCAAAUCAAAUGUUAUUUGCCACAUGCGCCGAAUACAGUGAAAUGCUUACUUACAAGCCCUUAACCAACAAUGCAGUUUUAAGAAAAAAAGUGUUAAGUAAAAAAUAGAUAGGUAAAAAAUUAAAAUUUAAGAUCAGCAGUAAAAUAAAAUAACGGUAGUGAGGCUAUAUACAGGGGGUACCGGUAUAGAGUCAAUGUGCGGGGGCACCGGUUAGUCGAGGUAAUUUAGGUAAUAUGUACAUGUGGGUAGAGUUAAAGUGACUAUGCAUAGAUAAUAAACAGAGUUGCAGCAGCGUAAAAGAGGGGGUGGGGUGGGGGGGACAAUGCAAAUAGUCUGGGUAGCCAUGAUUAGCUGUUCAGGAGUGUUGGAGUCGUGCCUAGCCAUGCAGUCAUGGGGGAACAGGGAGUACAGAAGGGGACUGAGCAUGCACCCAUGAGGGGCCCCCGUGUUGAGGAUCAACGUGGCAGAUGUGUUGUUACCUACCCUUACCACCUGGGUGCAGCCCGUCAGGAAGUUCCGGAUCCAGUUGCAGAGGGAGGUGUUUAGUCCCAGGGUCCUUAGCUUAGUGAUGAGCUUCGAGGGCACUAUGGUGUUGAACGCUGAGCUGUUGUCAAUGAAUAGCAUUCUCACGUAGGUGUUCCUCUUGUCCAGGUGGGAAAGGGCAGUGUGGAUUGCAAUAGAGAUUGCAUCAUCUGUGGAUCUGUUGGGGUGGUAUGCAAAUUGGAGUGGGUCUAGGGUUUCUGCGAUAAUGGUGUUGAUACGAGCCAUGACCAGCCUUUCAAAGCACUUCAUGGCUACAGACGUGAGUGCUAUGGGUCGGUAGUCAUUUAGGCAGGUUAUCUUAGUGUUCUUGGGCACAGGGACCAUGGUGGUCUGCUUGAAACAUGUUGGUAUUACAGACUCAGUCAGGGACAUGUUGAAAAUGUCAGUGAAGACACUUGCUAGUUGGUCAGCGCAUGCUCGGAGUACACGUCCUGAUAAUCCGUCUGGCCCUGCUGCCUUGUGAAUGUUAACCUGCUUAAAAGUCUUACUCACAUCGGCUACGGAGAGCGUGAUCACAUAGUCAUCCGGAACAGCUGAUGCUCUCAUGCUUGCUUCAGUGUUGCUUGCCUCGAGGCGAGCAUAGAAGUGAUUUAGCUCGUCUGGUAGGCUUGUGUCACUGGGCAGCUCAUGGCUGUGCUUCCCUUUGUAGUCUGUAAUAGUUUUCAAGCCCUGCCACAUCCGACGAGCAUCGGAGCCAGUGUAGUACAAUUCAAUCUUAGUCCUGUAUUGACUCUUUGCCUGUUUGAUGGUUCGUCGGAGGGCAUAGCGGGAUUUCUUAUAAGUGUCCGGGUUAGAUUCCCGUUCCUUGAAAGCUGCAGCUAUACUCUUUAGCUCAGUGCGGAUGUUGCCUGUAAUCCAUGGCUUCUGGUUGGGGUAUGUACGUACGGUCACUGUGGGGACGACGUCAUCAAUUCACUUAUUGAUGAAGCCAGUGACUGCUGUGGUGUACUCCUCAACGCCAUCGGAAGAAUCCCGGAACAUAUUCCAGUCUGUGCUAGCAAAACAGUCCUGUAGCUUAGCAUCUGCGUCAUCAUACCGCUUCCUUAUUAACCAAGUCACUGGUGCUUCCUGCUUUAGUUUUUGCUUAUAAGCCGGAAUCAGGAGAAUAUAAUUAUGGUCAGAUUUGCCAAAUGGAGGGCGAGGGAGAGCUUUGUACGCGUCUCUGUGUGUGGAGUAAAGGUGGUCUAGAAUUUUUUUUCCCCCGGCCACUAGGAGCGCUGCCUCUGGAUGUGGCCGUUUUCCUGUUUGCUUAUGGCCUUAUACAGCUCAUUGAGUGCAAUCUUAGUGCCAGCAUCAGUUUGUAGUGGUAAAUAGACAGCUACGAAAAAUAUAGAAGGAAACACCCUUGGUAAAUAGUGUGGUCUACAGCUUAUCAUGAGAUACUCUACCUCAGGUGAGCAAAACCUCAAGACUUUCUUGGUAUUAGAUUUCGUGCACCAGCUGUUGUUUACAAAUAUACACAGACGAUGUAGCGUAUAUCAUGCCAGCUGUAUGUUAUCCAUGUCGUCGUUCAGCCACGACUCAGUGAAACAUAAGAUAUGACCGUUUUUAUUGUCCCGUUGGUAGGAUAUCCUUGAUCUUAGGUCAUCCAUUUUGUUUUCCAAUGAUUAUACAGUGUCUAAUAAGACUGAUGGAAGAGGCAGAUUACUCGCUCACCGUCGGAUCCUUAAUAGGCACCCCGACCUACGUCCACGAUAUCUCCAUCUCUUUCUCAUGCGAAUUACGGUAAUUUGAGCCUUGUCGGGUGUCUGUAGAAUGUCCUUUGCGUCCGACUCGUUGAAUAAUUUUUUUUUGUCCAAUACGAGGUGAGUAAUCGCUGUCCUGAUAUCCAGAAGCUCUUUUUGGUCAUAAGAGACGGCGGCAGAAACAUUAUGUACAGAAUACAUUACAAAUAACAAAAAAAAAACACACAUAAUAGCAAAAUUGGUUAGGGGGCCGUAAAACGGCAGCCAUCUCCUCCGGCACCAUGCUGUUUGUUGUUAUCCGACUGGCCGGUGUUGCCCAGAAUUCGUUCCACAGGGGAGCCAUUUCCUGCCUCUCCUCCCCCAUCUGAAAGCGGAGUUGAAGAAGCACAGCAAGAUUAGCAUGGCAAUCAACGAUGGUCUCAUGUCACCAGCUGUGGAAGCCGAAGACAGCGACCUCCCGCAAAGCAGUCUACACACCCAACGAGAGGCCCGGAGUGGAUACAAACAACAAAUAGUUUCCACGCCCUGGAGGCUGAUCUUCCUGCACCUUUAUCGCUGGGGGUACCUGUGCCUACUCCUACUCCUUCCCCUACGAUUUCAAAGUCGACGUCGGCAACCUUCCGUCCCUGCUCUGGAUCGAGCAGGGCUUCUCCAUCUGUCGGAGGCCUGCACUAGGCGCCGGGAGUUACGGGCUCAAGUUAUCCUGCCUCCCGCCCGUCCUUAAAGGUUUCUCCGAAUCCUGUGAAGCGUGGGAGUGGGCGGAUUUCCGCGUCCUUCUCGCCAGCCGUGAUUUUGGGCAGCUCCAUGGUAAGAAAUGUGACUGUUCCUGGUGCAAAAACAAUGUCCUAUCCCGGAGCUCGAGUAAAUGACAUUACUAAGCUGCUCCUGAAUGUACUACGCCAGGACAUGGACAUCGAUUCUAUCAUAGUCCAUGUGGGUUUUAAUGACAUUAUGAAGGGCAGCUCUGGAUUUUAAAGAGCUGAUUGACUCUCUGCUAAACACUAAUAAAAGACCCAUCAUAUCUGGCCCUGUGCCCUCUCUGAAUCGUGGCAUUGAACGCUUUAGAUUAUUUCUCUUCACAACUGGCUACGUGAUUUUUGCAGCUCAAUGGGUAUAGCUUUUGUUGACAAUUUCGAUGCCUUUUGGAAACAAAACACGUUUUAUAAGGAGGAUGGGAUCCACCCAAAUCAUUUGGGUUCCUGGAUCCUUUCACAGCAUUAUAAGGCUGAGUUGAGACAAUUACUUAUCAAUGACCCAAGCUCAGCUCAGUUAAUCCCUUCCAUUGUGUCGCUGAGUCAUAAUAAUGCUUUAGCAAAUGUACAUUAUAACAUGGGUGUUGGUAGACAUAAUGUAAGUAACCUAAUUUAUGUCCCUCUAACUGCCCUGAAUGCCGCUGCUAAUCCUACAGCUAUAGUAUGCAGCAAUCAAGUGCCUAUGAACCAGAUUUAUGCUGUUAGCACUGAGGCGGUGUGCCCUAGUAGGAAGUCCACUGUUUGCAGCUCACCCUGCACUAACAUAAAUAACAUGAGAAUAUCUACUUCUGCUAAGCUUCCCAGUAAAGCAAUGAAAACAAGCAAGCAUCCCAGAAAAAUUCUCAAAAUAGCCCACGUUAACAUAUAUAACUUAAGAAAAAAGGUUCAUGAAAUGAAUAACUUGCUAGUAACAGAUGACAUUCAUAUUCAUUCAUAUCGUCUCUGAAACUCACUUAGACAAUACCUUUGAUGAUACAGUGGUAGCAAUACAAGGUUAUAACAUUUCCAGAAAAGACAGAAAUGGUGUUGCUGUUUAUAUUCAGAACCACAUUCCUGUAAAGAUUAGAGAGGAUCUCAUGUUAAAUACUGUUGAAGUAAUGGCUACAGGUUCAUCUACCUCACCUAAAGCCCAUUCUUGUGGGAAGCUAUAGAUCACCAAGUGCUAACAGUCAGUAUCUGGAUAACGUGUGAAAUGCUUGAUAAUGUAUGUGAUAUCAACAGAGAGGUUUAUUUUCUGGUUGAUUUAAAUAUUGACUGGCUUUCAUCAAGCUGCCCACUCAACAAAAAGCUUCACUUUAACCAGUGCCUGCAACCUGGUUCAGUUCUCAGUCAACCUACCAGGGUAGUUACAAAGAGCACAGGAAUGAAAUUAUCAACAUGUAUUGAUCACAUUUUUACUAAUGCUGCAGAAAUGUGCUUGAAAGCAGUAUCCAGAUCCAUCGGAUGUAGUGAUCAUAAUAUAAUAGCCAUAUCUAGGAAAACCAAAGUUCCAAAAUGCUGGGCCUAAUAUAGUAUAAGAGGUCAUACAAUAUGUUUUGUAGUGAUUCCUAUGUUGUUGAUGUAAAGAAUAUUUGUUGGUCCGUGGUGUGUAAUGAGGAGUAAACUUGACACAUUUAUGAAAUUGCGUAUCCCAGUUAUUAAUAAGCAUGCACCCAUUAAGAAAAUGACUAGAAAAAUGGUUAAAUCCCCGUGGAUUGAUGAGGAAUUGAACAAUUGUUUGGUUGAGAGGGAUGAGGCAAAAGGAAUGGCAAAUAAGUCUGGCUGCACAACCGAUUAGUAAACGUACUGGAAAUUGAGAAAUCAUGUGACUAAACUGAAUAAAAAGAAGAGAACUACACUAUGAAACAAAGAUAAAUUACAAAGAAUGGUAGUAAAAAGCUUUGGAGCACCUUCAAUGACAUUUUGGGAAAAAUGGCAAACUGAGCUCCAUCAUUCAUUGAAUCAGAUGGUCAACUAAUAUUGUCAACUACUUUAAUGAUUUUUUCAUUGGCAAGAUUAGCAAACUUAGGCAUGACAUGCCAGCAACAAACGCUGACACUACACAUUCAAGUAUAUCUGACCAAAUUAUGAAAGACAAGAAUUUUAAUUUUGAAUUGCGUAAAGUGAGUGUGGAAGAGGUAAAAACAAUAUUUUUGUCUAUUAACUAUGACAAGCCACCGGGUCUGACAACUUGGAUGGAAAAUUACUGAGGGUAAUAGCGAAUUAUAUUGCCACUCCUAUUUGCCAUAUCUUCAAUUUAAGUCUACUAGAAAGUGUGUGCCCUCAGGCCUGGAGGGAAGCAAAAGUAUUGCCGCUUCCUAAGAGUAGUAAAGUGGCCUUUACUGGCUGAAAUAGCCAACCAAUCAGCCUGUUACCAACCCUUAGUAAAGUUUUGGAAAAAAAUGUGUUUGACCAGAUAAAAUGCUAUUUUACAGUAAACAAAUUGACAACAGACUUUCAGCACGCUUAUAGGGAAGGACAUUCAACAAGCACAGCACUUACACAAAUGACUGAUGAUUGGCUGAGAGAAAUUGAUGAUAAAAAGAUUGUGGGGGCUGUUUUGUAGACUUCAGUGUGGCUUUUGACAUUAUCAAUCAUAGUCUGCUGCUGGAAAAAACGUAUGUGUUAUGGCUUUACAUCCCCUGCUAUAUUGUGGAUAAAGAGUUAACUGUCUAACAGAACACAGAGGGUGUUCUUUAAUGGAAGCCUCUCCAACAUAAUCCAGGUGGAAUCAGGAAUUCUCCAAGGCAGCUGUCUAGGCCCCUUACUAUUUUCAAUCUUUAGUCCUAAAUAUUUCAAAAAAUAAAAGCAAUGUAUUUGGGACAAAUCAUUCACUAAACUCUAAACCUCAACUAAAUCUUGUAAUAAAAUAAUGUGGAAAUUUAGCAAGUUUAGGUGACUAAACUGCUUGGAGUAACCCUGGAUUGUAAACUGUCAUGGUCAAAACAUAUUGGUACAACAGUCCUAAGAUGGGGUGAAGUCUGUCCAUAAUAAAGCGCUGCUCUACUUUCUUAACAGCACUAUCAACAAGGAAGGCUCUAGUUUUGUCGCACCUGGACUAUUGUUCCACAAAGAGGGAUUUAGGGAAAUUGCAAUUGGCUCUGAACAGGGCAGCACGGCUGGCCCUUGGAUGUACCCAUAGAGCAAACAUUAAUAAUAUGCAUGUCAAUGUACUGUAAUGUUAUUAAAAUUGUAUAACUGCCUUCAUUUUGCCAGACCUCAGGCAUCAGCUAAUGGGGAUCCAUAAUAAAUACAAUACAUUAAACACCCAAGACAUGGAAACUUGCAUAGGGGCCCGAUCCCCACUGAGAGACAUUCUCCGCUCAACUCCCAGCGGCCAAACAACACAAAACACUGGGCUUUUAAAGGAAAUGACAGCCAGUCCCCAGCUACCUGUCUGAUUAGCUAACUCGCUGCAGGAGCAUCUGAUCACACCAGCCCCGCCACCCAGUUAUCCACUUAUCUACCAAUCCAUCUUGUGACAUUUCUAAUCAGAGAUAUGCUCGACAUCAGAUAAACACUUGUAACCUUACUCCCUCUCCUGCAGAUGCUCCAAAGAAUGUCACAUUGUCAGUCAGUCCAUGUGGAGAUGUUGUUAAGGGUAUCUCAGUCAAUCUCACCUGCAACUGCAGUGCAAACUCCCCUGUGAUGAGCUACACCCUGUAUAAGGAGAGUGGACAGAGUCUUGUCACUCUGGUGCCAUGGCAGAAUCACAUUAUGGUUUUCCACUACAGCGUAAUCAUAACUGGUCAACAGAGUUUGGGUCAAUCUCAAUUAAAUUCCUAUCCGUUGACUUGGACAUUGAAUUUCUCCAUAAGAAUGCAAUGCAAUCCUUGCACUGACUGAAAUAUAGAUUACAUUGACACAAACCUUGUUGGCCAGGACUGUUUUGAUUAAUCAUUACUAAAUAUGGAGCAGUUAUCACCUUUUUAAUAUUUCUGCUUGCUUUAGAUGCCCCAAAGAACACUUCAGUGUUGAUCAGUUCCUAUGGUCCAGUGGUAGAAGGCAGCUCUGUGAAUCUCACCUGCAGCACUGAUGCCAACCCAACAGUAGAAUACUACACCUGGUUUAAGAAGGAUGGAGCAUACACCUCACAGAUAGGGUCAGGAGAACUAUUGAGAUUGACCUCUCUAACCUCCUCUGACAGUGGACAGUACUUCUGUGAGGCCAGGAAUGAAGAAGGGGUUCAGAACUCUACUGUGAUGUAUCUGACCAUACAGGGUGCCAAUCAUGGUGAGUGUGGAGGGAAAUGUCCUGUUGUCCUGAAUCAAUAUGUUCUAAAUGGGAAUUCCCUUCGCUUGAAUGUAUUUUGUUCUUGUACCCUGUGUCAUUUUCAGCUAAAAAUACUGUCCUAAUGCCAGUUUACAUUGGUUCCGUGGCUGCAGUUUUCAUGGUGAUCAUACCUCUAUGGAUGUGGUAAGUCUAGAAACAUUGUGUACUCAGUUCAAUAUCACAAUGCAGAGUAUGAUGGCCUUGUAGUACCGAUUUGUCCCCCCAAAUAAGUUUGUUUUCUUUGACAGUAAGAGCCAGUUCAAAUUAUGUCAAAAGACUGCUGUGGACAGAAAGGUCAGUAGAACACAGCAUAUACACUCUAAUUAACAAUGCCAAUAGCAUGUCAAUGCAAUAGUGUUAUCUGAAGGUUUGAACGCAUUAAGUGUUCAUGAUAUUUCAAGCGUAAGCUUCCAUUCUUCCACAGUAACAUGCUAUUUAGUUUAACCAAUGGAUGAAGGUAAGGUGAGUAGUAAAUAUAGCAAACAUUUUGUAUUGUUUUUGACUGAUUCCAUAUUUCAGGAUGAUCAAAACCCAGUCUUAUCCAGUAGAAGGACCAGAAAUGACCCAGCCACACAGGAAACUAGAACGGAGGAACAGGAAAAUGCCCUCUAUGCCAACGUUCAACUCCCUCCCUCUCACACCCACCACCAAGACAGUUCUCUGUACUCUGUGGUCCAGCCACCACCUCCGCUGAACCCUCCAGACCUUCAUUACGCUUCCUUUGACUUCCAGCAGUCCCACAACUCCAUCGACGGGGUCCAACUCUCUGGACCCCAUGGACGGGAUGAUGUUGUGUACUCCACGGUGAAAUCCAGACAGGCCAACGUGACAGACAACCUCCAGUAUGCCAGCAUCAAGUUCCCGCUCUCCAGUCCUACUGCCAGGUAAUAGUGCACUCACUAUCAGUUCAGUCCUUUUCCAUGUAACCUAACGUAGCAUGCAUAAAAGAAGCCUGAGCAGAGUUCCCAAAUCCGUUUUUCAGGGGUAAACGGAAGCUAGGUUGAAGAUACUGUAUCCCUGAAAACCGGAUGUUAGCGAUUUCCGGCGACCCCACACAGGCUUUUUUCCAUGUGAAGCAGGCUAUGUCUCAGCUAUUCACUAGUAUUUCUGGAAGUCUGUUCAUUUGAAAUAUUUGAAUAUACUCAUACAACAACUCUAUUUGCUUUUUGCAGGCCAGAAGAAAGUUUAGAGGUGGACCAUUCUGUUAUCUACUCCACUGUUGCCAAACCUGAAGCCUGAACAUAUCCUUUCAUAAUGUUGAAUAAACUAAGCAGCAUUGGAACGCAAGUUAAGAUAUGUAAAGUAUGCAAUUAAUAAGUAGUUAUGGUAAUAUAUGUAUAUGCAUUGGACUGUACUGUACUGUAUGUGUCUCAGGUGUGACGAUGAGCUUCCAUUGCUUGUGCAUGCUUCUGCCUUGAUAAUUGAAUGAUUGAUACUGUCAUUUCAUUGGCUGACUGUUUCUUUAAAUGCUGUCUCUUUGUUUGUUUGAGAUGCGGCCACCUGGGGGGAAGGUGCAGGUACACUGCCGUAAAAAAGUAUUUGCCCCUUUCUGAUUUUCUCAAUUUUUUGUUAUCAGAUCUUCAACCAAAAC